AUGACGGCGAUCCGGGCGCUGCUGCUCUGCCUCUGCCUGGGGCUGCCGGCGGGCGGGCAGCCCUUCCUGCGCCUGCGACCCUCGCCCAGCGACAACCUGCCCGUCAAGGACAUCGUGGAGCACCCGGACCCCGAGUACGACCCCAAGGAACAGGACCUGGACGAGAGGACGCUGAGGAAGAAGCUGGGCAGCCAUUUCGACCCCGGCUUCAUGGCCGUGGCCGUGCCGGGGCCGGCCAACGCCUCGGGCGCCGCGGCGGCGGCGGGGCGGGGGCGGGCGGCGCUGCCGGCCGAGCUGCGGCGGCUGGAGCUGGGGCCGCCCCGGGGCCCGCGCCUGCGGCUGGGCAAGAAGGCGCGGCGGAAGGUGCUGCAGUGGCUGUGGGCGCACACCCACUGCCCCGUCCUCUACGCCUGGAAGGACCUGGGGGUGCGCUUCUGGCCGCGCUACAUCAAGGAGGGCAACUGCCUGGCCGAGAAGUCCUGCUCGCUGCCCGAGGGCAUGUUCUGCAAGCCCGUCAAGUCGGUCACCAAGACCUUCCUGCGCUGGCACUGCCAGGGCUGGUCCAGUCAGAAGUACUGCACCUGGAUCCCCGUGCAGUACCCGCUCAUCUCCGAGUGCAAGUGCUCCUGCUAAGUCUCCCCGGCCCCUUGCACUGCCGCCCUCCUCCU
This is a messenger RNA of Hirundo rustica (Barn swallow), 668 nucleotides long. Its product is annotated as noggin-2-like. Lineage: Eukaryota; Metazoa; Chordata; Aves; Passeriformes; Hirundinidae. The record is from RefSeq and is a predicted model, not a curated record. Gene Ontology annotation, biological process: osteoblast differentiation; negative regulation of BMP signaling pathway; negative regulation of cell differentiation. The coding region runs from base 1 to 633 and encodes 210 amino acids. The transcript has a single exon.